Molecule: messenger RNA, 2821 nt
Organism: Carassius auratus (goldfish)
Lineage: Eukaryota; Metazoa; Chordata; Actinopteri; Cypriniformes; Cyprinidae
Product: phosphatase and actin regulator 3-like
Exons: 13
Coding region: 510-2042 (510 amino acids)
Biological process (GO): actin cytoskeleton organization
Molecular function (GO): actin binding
Source: RefSeq, a predicted model, not a curated record
CAUAAAUGUUUUUAACUUAAUGGGAAAACCUUCAAAUAGCCUAGUCUACCCUAAAUAUCAGAAGAAAAGUGUCUCUUUUAGCUGUGUGUUGAUGGGAUCUGUUGACCGCUGUGAAUCAGUCUGAUCUGAUCUAUCUGACAGUAUUUCGCCUCUCAUCAGCCUCUAUCAUAAAGAGCCCACAGGAGGGCGUCACAGGCUAAUGAAUCUGUAGUUCCUCUGUGAAAUCACAAAUGUGUUUAAAAUAACAACUAUGACUUAGGAAAUUAUAAAUUCACUUUCAUCUUUUAAACUUACGAAGGAUCCAGUAACAACAAAUUAGGCUAUAUGUUUCAUAAUAACCAAAUGCACGUUUCCCCCUCAGCACCCGCUCGUGCACGCGCACGCGCGCCCGCUCUCCUCCCUCACCGCUGCUGUGUGGUAAGUUCAGUAAUCACACCCCAUACUGCUGUAGCUGUCAAACUGAAGCGCGCGCGCUGCUCUUCUGUGCAUCCUCGUCUGUUCUCAUCUCCAUGGCCACAUCAGAUGGAUCAGAAGAUCGCGUUGUGCGGAGAGGAAGAUCUCACAGUGACCCGAGCAUUACCGACGCGCGUGUCGUCUAUACGAACAGCACAGGGGUCCGGACUCCCCCCGUCCGCCGCAACAGUAAACUGGCCAGCCUGGGACGCAUCUUCAAGCCCUGGAAGUGGAGGAAAAAGAAAAAUGAGAAACUGAGACAGGGCUCUACAGGGCUGGAGAGGAGAGUGCCCAGCAGACAGAGUCGUGAUGAUCUGGUCAGGAAGGGCCGGGCAGAAGCUGGCAUGGAGUCUGGCCCUGUGUGUGGUGGGAGUACAGAGGAGCGAGGGACCCCCCUGCUGGACGAGUCCGACGGGGACGAGCCCAUGGCGCCGCUGGCCAGCAACACGGAUGAUCUCGGCUCUGAUGAAGACAAUCUGUCCUCAGAGCGAGACGCCGCAGAGAUGACAGAAACAGAAGGGGAACUUGAGCAGAGUGAAGAUGAGGAGCAGCCUUGUGUCGAAGCCUCGAGCAGAGGGGCCAGUGUGGGGCCCGCUGAGGCUCCCGAGUGCCACGAGGAGAGAAAAGAGCAGCCACCGCUCAGAGAAGUCCACACUCCUCCAGCCAAACUCGCUGUUAAGCUGCUGACUCGACUGGGCAGCCUGGACAGUACCCCCUCUAAUCAGAGCCGUCCUGCUCCAGCCACGCUGCCCAGGAACUUCACCCUGCCCAAAGACGCCCUGCGGGGCAGGUUCUCCACCCCCACCGGCUCUCCUUACUUAGGGGUCAUGCACCCUCAGCUGCCCCCUAGCUGCAUCAUCGAGGAACUGCACCGCGCGCUGGCCACCAAACACCGGCAGGACAGUUUCCACGGUAAGGAGAUGCGUGGUUCCCCCAGACGGCGCUCAGACGGACGGCUGUCCCGCACCGCCAGCACUGAGAAUGAGCCCAGCACAGAGAAAGAGGCCGAAGAGAACAAGGAGAACAUGCGUCUGGACGAAUACUACAGCGACCCGGACAGCUGGAACGAGUCCGUCAUCUCCGGUACACUUCCACCACGAAUCAGAAAAGAGCUUCUGGCAGUGAAGCUGCGUAACAGACCCAGCAAACAGGAGCUGGAGGACAGGAACAUCUUCCCUGUGCGCAGCGAUCAGGAACGCCAGGAGAUCCGCCAGCAGAUCGAAAUGAAGCUUGCCAAGAGACUGAGUCAGAGACCGGCGGUGGAGGAGCUGGAGAGCCGGAACAUCCUCAAACAGAGGAAUGACCAGACAGAGCAAGAGGAGAGAAGGGAAAUCAAGCAAAGGCUUAACAGAAAGCUCAACCAGCGGCCCACCGUUGACGAGCUGCGGGACAGAAAGAUUCUGAUCCGUUUCAGUGACUAUGUGGAAGUGGCCAAAGCUCAGGAUUACGACAGGAGAGCAGACAAGCCCUGGACCAGACUAUCUGCUGCAGACAAGGCGGCGAUACGCAAAGAGCUGAAUGAGUUCAAGAGCAAUGAAAUGGAGGUUCAUUCAUCAAGCAAACACCUGACAAGGUUCCAUCGACCAUAGCAAGCUUUCUUCCGUGAAGAACAUGCUAACGGUGUCUCUGUGAAGUCCCAGACCUCAGGAGGCUGUCCAUGGCUGCUCCAUGGAGGGCCUGAUAUUUGGGCGCUAGUGAACCUUGGAGGCUAUGUCUCUGGAGCUUCAGCCUGAAAAAGCUCAAACCCCUUCAAACUCCACUCAGUCCAGCUACAAGUCUGUAGAUUAUUGAGCCUUUAUUCUUCUUCAGGGGACUCUUGUGAGACGGUGGAAGACUGUUUGAAAGACUCUGACUUUUCGUUGUUUUUUUGUAAUGGACUGUUUUAACCAGUCGCCUUUUGAUGCCAACGGGGGGGCGGGUGGGGGUCAAGCAUGUGACUCUUUUGAAUCUUUUUCCCGCACCAGUGUUGGUGCUGUAGUGACACCCCGAACGUUUCUGGGCUCCUACUAAACUUGAGUUUCAUAUCAGCUGUAUAGAUGUUAGUAUGAGGAACGGGAAUCAUGUCUUACCUUUGCAAGGACUAUUUAUUGUCUGUACAGUACAAGCUUUGGAUUUUUAACAAACAACAAGAAAGUCUGUCUUCUUUUCUGAAUGAAUGGAUGGAUGAUGAAUCGAUUUAGGUGGAACACUGUGCUCAUACUCCCAUGGACCAUCUCUUCUAACAAUCCUCAUCUCUGAUGCUCAUUUGUCUAAUCAGUCUCCGUCUUGUGUUCAAGAGAACGGCAGAUUCAGUUUCUUUUAUAAACCUAAGCCACGUAUAAUAGUCUUACAUAAGCUUUCAGGAAGAGAAGAAAACACGAGAAGUCAU